Messenger RNA from Mastomys coucha (southern multimammate mouse), 2096 nucleotides. It is a transcript of the gene Nkiras2, whose product is annotated as NFKB inhibitor interacting Ras like 2. The coding region runs from base 195 to 770 and encodes 191 amino acids. NCBI's taxonomy places the organism in Eukaryota, Metazoa, Chordata, Mammalia, Rodentia, Muridae. The transcript is spliced from 5 exons. Gene Ontology annotation, biological process: canonical NF-kappaB signal transduction. Gene Ontology annotation, molecular function: GTPase activity; GTP binding. The record is from RefSeq and is a predicted model, not a curated record.
GUGGGACCUCAGGGCAAGUCCUUCCACCCAGAGGAAGAGGGCUGUCUUUACAGUCGAACUGUCCCUCCCAUGGUCCGGCCCAUUCCGGGGGGCACCUCAGCAGGAGUGCUGCGGGGACCCGGGAGGAGUCAUGGUUAAAGGGAGAAAACAGCUUGGUGUGCAGCUGGAAACCAGCUUGGGGUUGAAAGCUAAGCAUGGGGAAGAGCUGCAAGGUGGUCGUGUGUGGCCAGGCAUCUGUGGGCAAAACUUCAAUUCUUGAGCAGCUUCUGUACGGGAGCCACGUUGUGGGUUCUGAGAUGAUCGAGACCCAGGAGGACAUCUAUGUAGGCUCCAUCGAGACAGACCGAGGGGUGCGGGAGCAGGUGCGUUUCUAUGAUACACGGGGUCUCCGGGAUGGGGCCGAGCUGCCCAAGCACUGCUUCUCCUGCACUGAUGGCUACGUCCUGGUCUACAGCACAGACAGCCGAGAGUCGUUCCAGCGCGUCGAGCUGCUCAAGAAGGAGAUCGAUAAGUCCAAGGACAAGAAGGAGGUCACCAUCGUGGUCCUAGGCAACAAGUGUGACCUGCAGGAGCAGCGUCGCGUAGACCCGGAUGUGGCCCAGCAUUGGGCCAAGUCUGAGAAGGUGAAGCUAUGGGAGGUGUCAGUGGCUGACCGCCGCUCCCUCCUGGAGCCUUUCAUCUACCUGGCCAGCAAGAUGACCCAGCCCCAGAGCAAGUCUGCCUUCCCCCUCAGCCGCAAGAACAAGGGCAGUGGCUCCUUGGAUGGCUGAAGAGCUGCCCUUCUUGCUUCACCAGCUUCACCAUUCCAACCCCAUUCCAGGAUGGGUGGAGAGCACAGGGUGCAUAAGCAAGCUAUUCUUCUCAGUCAGUAGGAGAGCGGCCCUCUAGGCCAGGAAGCUGGGCUGGCCCAGUCCAAUGCCACUUUUGUCCUCUCUUAACUCCAAGAAGUGCAAGUGAACUUGAUUGCUGGCCCUCUCCAUGACCUUCCAUAGUAAUCCCCACACCACCCCCAGCUGAUCAUAUUUUCUCCACUGUCACUUGAACAUGUAUGGUUUAGUGUCCCUUCCAUCUGCCAGGCGCAGGAAGCAGGGCUGUCAUGCCAAAGUGCCCAGUCUAGGAUCUGGCUCCUGUCAGGGAUCCCAGCUCUCUGAACUUCCUGCCAGUAACACACACACAGUGCCAGCCUUGAAAAAAGAGUGACUAGGUACUGUAAGCGUACAUUUAUGUGUGCUGGCUUAGAGUUGGUUCCUCAUCUUUCCCCUGGCCUGUCCAAGGCUGGGCUAAGCCAGGUUCCUGGGAGUGGCCUUUUCUGUUUGACCUCUACGUCUCCCAGUUGUUUCACUUCCUCUUCCUGUUCCAGGAGCAGAGGUCUUAUUGGCUGAGGUAGAGUGGAGUGAUGACUGGGCUGUCACUUGCCUUGUGACUUAGCAAGGCUAUUGUCCUCUGAGCAUCAGUCUUCUCAUCUGGGAGUUGACAGGAGCUUGGAUGUCACCUAGAGCCACAGGUAGCGCUGUGACUUUUCUAAAGCUGGUAGCUUGGGCCUCCUAUGUGUCUCUGCUGCUGCUCCACCCUCUUCAAGGUGCUACACCCACCAGCCCUGGAGGCUGGACAGCCUCUCAUAACCACCAGGGGACAGGAGUGCACUCUGCUCAGUGCUGCAAGGGGCAGCCUGUGGAUCCGCCCACAGGGCUAGUGUCCAUCCCUCCUGGUUGUUUUUGGCUAGUAGCUGGACUUAUAUUUAUACUCUCUCUGUAUUUAUAUGCCUGCUGCCCUGGUGAAGGUGGGAUAAGCCACACCUCUAGCCCUUCUUACCUCAGAUGCCUGAACAGAACCAGGCAAACCAGUAGCAGCUUCCUAGGAGCUGACAGGCCUUUCGUCAGAGGCUUGUGCUAUCAAGUGAGCUUAUAACCCACAGCUUCCGGUGCCCACUCUGUCUUCUGAUGUGCACAUCUCACAUGAGUUAAACACUACAGCCAGACCACCUCCAGUACCCUCUCCUGGUGCCCAGGGGAGUCAGGACACCUACAGGCUCAGGCUUGAAGUUCAUUUAUUGGUGUAUUGGACACAAUAAAACCACAACUGCUGUUAUCAAAAAG